Messenger RNA from Hypomesus transpacificus, 6198 nucleotides. RefSeq names its product crystallin beta-gamma domain containing 2 (gene crybg2). The record is from RefSeq and is a predicted model, not a curated record. Gene Ontology annotation, biological process: lens development in camera-type eye; visual perception. The coding region runs from base 334 to 4983 and encodes 1549 amino acids. The transcript has 20 exons. Gene Ontology annotation, molecular function: structural constituent of eye lens. Lineage: Eukaryota; Metazoa; Chordata; Actinopteri; Osmeriformes; Osmeridae.
CUGCCCUCCCACACACACACCACAGAUAACAAGAUCUUAGUCACCAUAAAUCCAGAGAGAGAGGAUUCGGACGCCCACAUUGUUGAGGGAGCGGGGACAAGUGCAAAGAUCACAGAGGGUGGCACACACACACACGCUACACACUGCAUCACAGAUAAAGUUGACUUUUCUGUCCCAGACCCAGAUAGUGAAAACACACACACACUCCACGCCGUCAGAGAGGCUGCCCCCCCCCACACACUCACACACAACUCAGAGGCGCUAUCCGAAACUAUCACACACAUUGAACCCAUUGUGCUUGAGUCAGACACCCACUUUGUGGAGAGGGAAGUGAUGAGUGGAGUGAGUCGUGAGGGGGGAGGGACUUUCCCUGGGCGUUCUGGGAGAGCCAGUCCGGACAGUGGAGUGACAGCUCAGGUGGCAGCUAAGCUGCCUGUCACAGAAACACACAAACACGCCUUCCCUGACACACUGGUGGAGAGAGAGGAGAGAGAGGACCGUUUUCCAGAAACAAACCUCAGCCAGCUUGCCAGGUCUGUGAAUGCUUCAGCUGAUCCCAGUCCAGCUGUGGAACAGCCUGGUUUACAGACUCAACUCAUAAGAGCUGAUUUGGAUUCAGACGCAGAGAUGAAUUCCAGCUAUGACAUCCAGAGCACCUUAAGCAGCACGUUCACAUUAAGGCCAUCCCCCACCAGCGAGGGCUCACCCCCAAACGAAUUCAAACACCGUAUCCAUAAAGUUUCUUUGGUGUCGGAGGAUGCCUCGGCGAGUGCUGCUCCAGAGUCGGUGGACCUCCGUGGGAUCAGGACGGACCCGGAGCCAGGUGGAGCGGAGGUGGACCUCCGUGGGAUCAGGACGGACCCGGAGCCAGGUGGAGCGGAGGUGGACCUCCGUGGGAUCAGGACGGACCCGGAGCCAGGUGGAGCGGAGGUGGACCUCCGUGGGAUCAGGACGGACCCGGAGCCAGGUGGAGCGGAGGUGGACCUCCGUGGGAUCAGGAUGGACCCGGAGCCAGGUGGAGCAGAGGUGGGACCUCCAGCUGCAGGGUACAAGUGGAAGCAGUUUGAUGUGGAGAUCCCAUCCACACCUGAGCCCACAGGAGAGGAAUCUGAUUUCCUGUCCAGCACCUCCUCCUCCCUUUCUCUGUCCCAGACUGGCCUGUACACACGACACCUGACCUACCCCUCCCCCCUCUCCCCGGAGACGCCCGGUCUCCACGGCAACAUGGGCCGGCCAAGCGACAGUAGCAAAGUUCAGCUGAGUAGUGUGAGUAAGGCAGGGGGAGGGACCGGAGCAGAAGGGGGGUGGAGAAGUAGGAGGGACUGGGCGGAGCCAAAGGCACCUGCAGGAGAGGAGACCGGGGAGGGAGAUAGAGAGGCAGUUGAGAGAGGGACGCAGUGGAACAAGUCUGGCUGGGACUCGCAACGACUCCCAGUGUCAGGCGUCUCGCCUGCUGCAGCCCAUCACGGCCAAGAUAUCUACCACAAAGACUUCGCUUUCUCUGGAGUGUUCACGGCCACACGCGUGGAGCUCACCCCUGACCUCUCUCCGUCCUCCCCUUUGACCCCUGUGACCCCUGACCCCAGUUCCCCCUACCAGCAAGAUAUGGAGAACAUGAUGGGCACCCUGAAGAGCAUGGACCGCCCCAAGAGAUCAUGUAGCCUGCGUGGGGUGCCCCCCUCCCUCUUCUCUUCCUUGCCCCCCAUCGUGGAGGAUGCCUUCAGCCCCAACUCAACCCUUGGACCUGCCACCACCCUUGCCCACUCCCCACCUGCCCCUGGAGCUCCCGACAAGGCCCAUAAUGGUGGGCCCCCCAGCAGCCUACCUGUUGACCUGGGAAUCAAGUGGAGCUCACCCAAGGACAAGCUCUCCCCCCUGGAAAUGAUGAAGCUCCAGCAGAAGCAGGAGUCGGUUGGGGACAAAAACCCAGGCUUCAUCCCCACAAGGAGGAGCACCCUGGGCUCGGAUUCCUCCCAUGACAGCUCCCCCUCAUAUCUGAACGGAGGAGGUGGCGGGGUCAAUCCCCUGACCCCUGGAUCCACCUCCCGACUGGACAACAGCUUCCUGUUCUCCGGCUAUCGCCAGGGGUCCAUGGAACAGCCCUCCAUGGAGAACGACGAGGCCAAAGCCUAUCUCUCCAGAGCGUCCUCGCUCUCGGACAUCGGACCUUCGAAUGACCGCUUGAGCUUCUCCUCCAUCGGUAUCCCCAAAACUGGCACAGGCACUGUUGCUGGCACUGGAACAGACAAUACCGUCCCCUCCCGUUACGAGCGCUUGUCCUUCCUCGUGUCCUCCUCGUCCCUCACAGGGGCUCCCGACAGCAACUCUCGCAUCAGCAGACCUUCGACUCUCCAGCUCCUCUCCUCCCCCACCUCGACCGGAGAGCGAACCUUCUCUUCCCCCUCACACCUGCACAGCCCCACAGCCCCCAGCGACCUGCAGCGCAACUUCUCCAUGGAGGCCCUCACAGCCAGGUUCAACCACAACCAAGCCCAGAACCUGGCUCAGACCCAGGGCAUGGGUGCCAUGAAUGGCAUGGGUGGUAGUGUGGGCUCCAUUGGCUCCAUGGGGCUCCAGAGGAGCUUCAGCACUGAGGGGACCUCAGGUGGAGGAGGGACACUCCUCUUCAACAAUGUCCAUGGGGGCUCCCACUUUAACCCUGAGCCAGAACCAGAGAAGAUCCAGAUGGUGCCCAAGUACAGAGCCUUCCCUGAUGCCUAUCUCACCAAGGAGAAGGAGCAUGGCAAGCUUAACCCCCGCCCAGGAAAGAUGUUCAUCUUCGACGAGGCUGGAAUGUGCGGCCAGAGAAUCGAGGUGCGCGGUGAUGUCAUCGACGCCACGCCCUGGCAGCUGCAGGAGACCAUCUCCAUCAGGGUGAUCAGAGGAGGCUGGGUGCUGUAUGAGAAGCCCAACUUCAAAGGGGAGAAGAUAGCUCUGGACGAGGGGGACAUCGAGAUCACCUACCCCUUCGGCCCCCCAGAGGAGGGGAUGGAGGACGGACAGCAGCAGCAGCAGCAGAGCGGACAGACCGCCCAGAGGGAGCAGAACGGGACGAGGGAGCAGAAUGGAGAGAAGGAGAACGGGGAGAAGGAGAACGGGGGCCAGGAGGGAGAGGAAGGAAACACUAUUCCUGUCAGGAGGUUCAUCAUAGGAUCUAUCCGCAGAGCUGUCAGAGACUACAGUGUUCCAGAGAUCAGCCUGUUCCCAGAGGAGAACGCCGAGGGGAAGAAGGUCACUUUCAGGGACACCUGCGAAGACGCCAGGAUCUUCGGCUUCCCCAUCAAGGCCAACUCCAUCAUCAUCAACGCUGGACUGUGGCUAGUGUAUGCCGAGCCCUUCUUCCAGGGUAUCCCCAAGGUCCUGGAGGUGGGGGGGUUCCACAACCCUGCAGCCUGGGGCGUGGAGCAGCCCUACGUGGGCUCAGUACACCCCCUCAAAAUAGGUGAACCGAGAGUGGAGAAGCCCAACGAGGCGAAGCUGGUGAUCUAUGAGAAACCUUACUUCACUGGCAAGACCAGGACCAUCUAUUCCAACAUGAAGGACUUCAUGACCAGAGUGGAGCGCAGUCAGAUUGCCUUCAUGUACAGCGCUGGUUCCAUCAAAGUACAGGGAGGAUGCUGGGUGGGGCAUGAGAAGGAGGGUUUCCGUGGCUACCAGUAUCUGUUGGAGGAGGGGGAGUACCACGACUGGAGGGUGUGGGGGGGUCACAACGCUGAGCUACGCUCCAUCAGAGUCCUGAGGGCGGACCUGACGGAACCCAUGCUGGUGAUGUUUGAGCAGCCAGAAGGCGAGGCGGAGGAGGGGCAGCAGGAGGAGGAGAACAGCUUUGAGGUGACGGAGGCUAUCCCUGACGUGGAGCUGUUUGGUUACCGCCCCACCACGCGCUCCAUCAACAUCCUAAGCGGAGCAUGGGUUGCCUACUCCCAUGUGGACUACUCUGGCGAGCAGUACAUCCUGGAGAAAGGUUUCUAUAACAACUGCGCCGACUGGGGUUCCCAGGACAACCGCAUAUGUUCCAUACAGCCCAUCCUACUGGCUGCCGGUGAAAGCCAUGGUUCCAGGAAUGAGGUGGUCCUCUACUCUGAGACAGACUUCCAGGGAGAGUGUCACAUGUAUGACGAGGCCCAAGAGACUCUCGCUGACAGACUGCUGGCCAAGUCCUGCAGAGUCAUGGGAGGAAGCUGGGUUAUGUAUGACGCAAAGAGCUACAAAGGGGACUUGUACGUGCUUUCAGAGGGAGACUACCCCAACUUCAGCAGCAUGGGCUGUCCCUCUAGCUACGUGAUCCGCUCCCUCAAACCUGUUCCUCAGAUGCUCUCGUUGCCCUCCAUCUCUCUGUUUGGCCUGGAGUGUCUGGAAGGUCGUGAGAUCACCAUAGACACAGACAUGGUCAACAUGCUGGAGGAAGGCUACAACAACCACACCCUGUCUCUCAGGGUCAACAGCGGCAGCUGGGUGGUGUGUGAGCACAGUAACUACCGGGGCCGUCAGUUCUUGCUGGAGACCAUAGAGAUUCCUAACUGGCCCAAGUUCAGCCAGCUGCACACCAUAGGCUCCAUGUACCCUGUGCGACAGAGGCGGCGCUUCUUCCGUAUCAAGAAUAAAGAGCGAGGUCACUUCCUGUCGAUCCAAGGAGGCGUAGAGGAGUUGAAGUCGGGGCGGGUGGUAGUGAUGGAGACGGUGGAGGGAAUGAGCGAAAUCUGGUUCUACCAGGACGGACUGAUCAAGAACAAGCUGGCUCCCUCCAUGAGUCUCCAGGUGAUGGGCAACGUGGAGGCGGGGGCCAAGGUGGUGCUGUGGUCAGAGACCCGCCAGCCGGUCCAGACCUGGUCUGCCCAGAUGAGCGGGGCCGUGGUCAGCCUCACCUUCCCUGGCAUGGUGCUUGACAUCAAAGGAGGUAAGACCUAUGACAAGAACUUUGCAGUGAUCAUGCCGAAGAGUGAGGAGAGACCCUGCCAGCAAUGGGAGCUAGAGAUUCUGUAACGUCACAGCAACCUUCCCUCAACCUGGCAGCAACAAACCCUGGCAACCAACCUGCCAACUUUUCUUGAGCUUUACAUCGGCAGUCACUCAAACAUUUAUCAAGUUACUCCUCCUUUAACUUGGAGUCAACCAUCUCACGCCACCCACCUGUCUUCAAUAUCCCGCAAAGUUUUUGAUCACAUAAAUCUUUCUCAACUGCUCAGAACUUGUGUGUGAGUUUGUGAAUAUGGAUUCAGUCUGUAGAGGGCGCUGCAGACUCUGCUCCAAGAUAGACACUCCCCACACUAAGGCAGACUGCUGCUAACCCAGAGAAGGUACGGGCUAAACUAUGCAACCAGUUGGAAGUUGUUGUUCGACAUGGAGUCAGAUGUGGUGGGCAAAUUUUACAUGCGUGGACUGCAUGAGACUUGAAAAGAUCUAGCAAAAAUGGGGUCAAACCCAACUUUGUGGAGAACAGACAAGAACCUUUUUACCCUUGACUUUGGGGGUUUUCUGUUUACAUUUUACAUUUAGUCAUUUAGCAGACGCUCUUAUCCAGAGCGACUUAGAGUAAGUACAGGGACAUUCCCCCCAAGGCAAGUAGGUUGAAGUGCCUUGCCCAAGGACACAACGUCAUUUGGCACAGCGGGGAAUCAAUCUGGCAUCCUUCUGAUUACUAGCCCGACUCCCUCACCGCUCAGCCAUCUGACUCCCUCACUGACUUUACAGUGCUGUAGCUAUGAUGGUCUGCUGUACUUGUAACAUUUUGCUCUCACCACUCUAUAGGUUGCUUCAGUUUCAAACCACUUAAAUGUGUCUACCCCCUUAUCUAUGAAGUUAUCAACUGUAUAAGGUUCAACAAGUUUUUUUAUUCAUUAGUUGAAAACAUGAUUAAAGUCUUAUCUGUCUAUAUAAUGUACUUUAUCAUGUAUGGAUGGGAAAUAUGACCAAAUGAAGCUUUUCCUAAUGUAAAGUAAUGCUAUGGGGAUUUGGCUGCUCUUACAGUUGAUGGCAUUCUGUCAGAGUUGGUGUGUAUGUUUAUGCAAAGGGUGAUGUUUUAUAGAUGUCAUACAUAAACAAUAUGGUCAACAAACCCUUUGAAUACACAACAUGUUACAUCAUUUUCUGUACAGCACCCAGUGCCUCCCCUCUGUGUUGAUAUUGAGGUAUUUUGUGAAAUGUAUUAUAACAGGGAGUGGUUUUAAAAUAUCUAAUAAAGAUACUAAAUUAAAUCAA